AUUGGCCCUUGUUGAGGAAGUCUCGCUCUGACCAAUCGUAGCCAGUUUUGCUCAUCGUUAGACAGUAUCAACAUGGCAGCUUUCUGAGUUUUGGUGUUGGGGGACCUGGUGUAAAUAAACACACAAUUCACACUUAACAGACAACGACAGCGCCUGGUUGUUUGGCUUUGGGACAUUUCUGAGAAGCGCAAAGAAAAUGUCGAGCGAAAGCAACAGAAAGCAGUUCUGGAAACGAAACACAGCUAAGGUUCCUGGCAGCAUUCAGCAUGUGUAUGGAGCACAGCAUCCACCUUUUGACCCGCUGCUUCAUGCCAAUCUCAUUAGAGCGGGCAACAAGCCUCCUCCAGCCACACCGGGGAAGCCCAAAAAGGCAACCACUUUCCAGGAAUUUGAGAGCAUCACAAGUGACGCCUGGGAUGUUGGAGACGAUGACGACGAGCUGUUAGCCAUGGCCGCACAGAACCUUAACAUCGAGGUGGUCAUGGAGACGGCCAAUAAGGUGAUUGAGAAUCACAGCAAGCAGCAGGAGAGACAGAGGCUGGACGACUCGACAGAGGUGGAGCAGAGAGAAGAGGACGCGCAGGAGGAGACGGCAGAGGACGAAGAAGAGGAUGAGGAGGAGGACGAAGAGGAGGGAAACAUGACCGGCCCAGAGGUGUCGUUUGCCUCCCAGAGCAGCUAUUUCACUGAUGGUCGCCUGGUUAAGUCCCAAAGCGAAGCUCCAAUUGGGUCACCUAAAGAUGCAGCCAGCGAGUCUGCGGCCCUCCACAGACAGCAGUCGCUGCCUCACAGACCCCCACUCAUCCCACUCGUGGCCCGCCUGGAACUACGAAAACUGAGCUGGUCCGGAAUCCCAAGACAAGUUCGGCCAAUUACGUGGAAACUCCUUUCAGGUUACCUGCCAGCCAACGCCGACAGAAGAGAGAGUGUUCUACAGAGGAAGAGACAAGAAUACUUUGGUUUCAUCCAGCAAUAUUACGACUCCCGCAAUGAUGAACACCACCAAGACACGUACAGACAGAUCCACAUAGACAUUCCUCGGAUGAGUCCCGAGUCUUUGGUGCUGCAGCCAAAGGUGACAGAGAUUCACAUUGACAUACCGAGAACUAAUCCCCUUAUUCCUCUUUUCCAACAAGCUUCUGUCCAAGAGAUAUUUGAGCGCAUCCUCUUCAUUUGGGCCAUCCGUCACCCGGCCAGUGGCUACGUGCAGGGAAUCAAUGACCUGGUUACGCCGUUCUUCGUGGUCUACGUCUUCGAGUACAUCGAAGAAGAGGUGGAAAACUUUGACGUGUCCAGUCUUCAGGAGGAAGCUUUGAGGAACAUCGAGGCCGACAGCUUCUGGUGCAUGAGCAAACUUCUAGAUGGCAUCCAGGACAACUACACGUUUGCCCAACCAGGGAUCCAGAAGAAAGUCAAGGCCCUGGAGGAGCUGGUCAGCAGGAUAGAUGAGUCCGUGCACCGCCACAUGCAGCACUACGAGGUGGAGUACCUGCAGUUUGCCUUCCGCUGGAUGAACAACCUCCUGAUGAGGGAGCUGCCACUCCGAUGCACGAUCAGACUGUGGGACACCUACCAGGCUGAACCAGAGGGCUUCUCCCAUUUCCACCUCUAUGUGUGCGCUGCCUUCCUGGUGAGAUGGAGGAAAGAGAUUCUAGAGGAGAGGGAUUUUCAGGGGUUGAUGAUCCUCCUGCAAAACCUUCCCACGAUGCACUGGGGUAACGAGGAGGUCAGCGUGCUCCUGGCCGAAGCCUACCGGUUGAAGUUUGCCUUUGCCGACGCGCCCAACCACUACAAGAGAUGAUAGGCGUGGCCCUGCUGCAGCCCCUCCCCCUUCUCUAACCUUUAAUUCCUCCUCUCCUCCCCCGCCGUCAUCUACUGAACUUGAAGGACUCUGUAUUCGUAUACCUUGGGACCCCCCCCCUCCCUAUUCCGACCCCCAUUUUUCUUAACUUUUCUCUCUCUGAAUCAACCGCUGGGACUAUAAGAGAUUCGAACAUAAACACGACUUGGGGAACGGGUGGUGUAGCGGUCUAACGUGUGGAUGUGGCGCCGUGUCUUAAUAAUUUUGUUUCUGAUCAGUUCUCAGACGACCACAGAAGUCGGGCGGCGUUUGUUCUGCUCAACAUCUUACAAUGUCGGGCGGUUGCUGAGCAGCUCCUGGGAUGUGACCCGGCUCUGAUCUGCUCUCUGUUGAUACCAGUUCCAUGGCAAUACGUGAACCUUUGUUACCUGAGGCAUCGACGUGCUGUCCCCGCUCCCUUGUUUCAGUUUUCAAAGACAAAGAAGAAUCGUUGGCAGAUAGGGCACCACGCCGGAUGUUUUACAUAUCUGAGCCCCUUACCUGGUCAACGCAGAACCUGAAAGAACAGGACGUUGUCUUUUUUGUUGAUGUUGUUGUUUUUCCCUCCACGGAGGACAAAGGGUGGUUCUAGUCCCCCGGGAACAAACCAGGAUUUAACAUAAAGAGAGGAAGUCAGCGUCAGCUCUUCAUCCUUUCCUUAUCCGUGCACUCUGGCUCAUCCUGUUCUCCUGCCGUUCACUAACCUACUGUAGUAGACAAACAGUGGUCAGAAGAACCACGUGUUGACAGACUCCUCAGAUCACACAGGAUUAAAAAAAAAAGUUAAUUUCCACUAAUCAGGUUUUCCUCUAACUCCCGUGUUUGUGAACACAUUUGCUGCUCCUCCUCCUCCUCCUCCUCCACUCUUAGGCCUAAGAAUUCUGAGAAACCUUAACUUAAUUUGCUAUGAAUUACUAAGAAGUAACAGCUGAUUCAGUCUUUCCAGUAAUUCACUUCUUGGCUCUGUGUUUCAGGAACAUCGAUUGGUUUGAAAUUAAAAUUCCUAAAUUUUGUUUUGAGUAAAUGGCCAAUAACGUAAAAGGUAAAAAAAAAAUAGAAAUGACAGAAAAUGUACAGUACUUUACUGAACUAGUCUUCUUCUCAAUUAUCUAUCAAUUACCUUCACUUGUUAGAAAAUCGUUUAGCUUUAAAUUUUUAAAAAAUCUGAGUACGCUUCCAGUAUAAAGGAGUUCCUUUUUCAACCUGAUGUCACUCUAUGCUGAUGACAGUCUGACAGCACUGCAGGAAAUUGGAAAUAAUUACAGCUCCAUGAAACAGCUUCACACAUGGAAAACA
Messenger RNA from Cynoglossus semilaevis (tongue sole), 3136 nucleotides. It is a transcript of the gene tbc1d22a, whose product is annotated as TBC1 domain family, member 22a. NCBI's taxonomy places the organism in Eukaryota, Metazoa, Chordata, Actinopteri, Pleuronectiformes, Cynoglossidae. The transcript is spliced from 15 exons. Gene Ontology annotation, molecular function: GTPase activator activity. The record is from RefSeq and is a predicted model, not a curated record. Gene Ontology annotation, biological process: activation of GTPase activity. The coding region runs from base 197 to 1801 and encodes 534 amino acids.